This is a messenger RNA of Canariomyces notabilis, 1125 nucleotides long. RefSeq lists its product as uncharacterized. The record is from RefSeq and is a predicted model, not a curated record. Lineage: Eukaryota; Fungi; Ascomycota; Sordariomycetes; Sordariales; Chaetomiaceae. Gene Ontology annotation, biological process: regulation of transcription by RNA polymerase II. Bases 1 to 1125 code for a protein of 374 amino acids. Gene Ontology annotation, molecular function: DNA-binding transcription activator activity, RNA polymerase II-specific; zinc ion binding. The transcript has 6 exons.
AUGGCCAGCAAAAAGCGCAAGGCUCAUCACAAAAGCCGUUUAGGAUGCAAGAAUUGUAAAGCUCGUAAGAUCAAGUGCGACGAGAAGAGGCCAUCAUGUUCGAACUGCGUUAGACGGCGAAUUGACUGCGACUUUUUGCAAGUCAAACCUAUUCAACCGGGUGGGUCUCCGGCAGCAGCGUUGAACAUGAUGGACUUGGAGUUGCUACAUUGCUACACUACUACCACGUAUCUCACCUUGUCCGAGAACCCGCUCAUCAGAGAGUUCUACCGCAGCACGGUUGUGCAGCUGGGUCUCCAUUGCGACUACAUCAUGAGGGCUAUCCUAGCCGUUUCGGGCCUGCACCUUGCCCAUCACCGCCAGCUCCAGCGUGACCAUUACCUCGCGGCCGCCGUGGCCCACCACCACGCCGCGUCGCAGGUCGCCAUUCCGCUUCUCAACAAUCCAACACCCAAGGACGCCGAAAUGCUGUUCCUCUUUUCUGUUUUGACGACAUAUUAUGCUCUCGGCUGGCCUCGCACCUCCUCGGCCGACACGCUGCUGCUGAGCAUGACCAGCCCCAACGCCGGCUUCCCCGACUGGGUGUACAUGCUUCGCGGUACAAAGGGCCUAAUCGAGCUGUCGGGGGUUCCGAGCUCCGGCCCGCUGGCACCUUUGUUCGCACACUCUCAGAGCCGAUUUAUCCUGCGCGAGGAGAGCUGCGAAUCCCUUGCCAACCGGGAAGCGUCGGCGGCCCUGACCGCGCUGACCCAGCUUGAGGAGCGGCUACGUCAGGUGUACGGCGUAGCCGUAAGAGAGUUGAAGAAGUCGUUCCGGCAAGCCGACACGUGCCGGGCGCGCGGGGAGACGUACGAGUUGAUCGACGCGUUUAUCUGGGUGUUUUUCAUGGCCGAGGAUUUGCUGCCGCUGCUGCGGGCGCCGACGACGCGUCGCGAGGCCGUGGCAAUCUUUGCCUUUUUCUGCGUGCUGCUGCACAGACUGGACGGGCACUGGUGGAUGCAGGGCUGGGGCCGCCACCUGGUCGCCCACGCGUACGACCUGCUUGAUGAAGAGGGCCGGUUGUGGAUUCGCUGGGCUGUGGACGAGAUUGGUUGGGUGCCGCCGCCUGCUGCCGAGCGCUUGUAG